AUGACGGAUGUUGAUUCAGAACCGCCUCCUGCACGGCAGGCGGGACUCGAUCCCCGUCGGCCGCCGUCUCGCCCAAACCCUCAGAUCCCUUUCACCACCGCUACCUCCCCCACCCGUCUAUCGCUGAACUCUCCACGUCCCAACACUACCCGAGACACUGCGCGUGAUAUCACAUCGGGGCCGGACAGCAACAAGCUCUCCCUGGAUAUUCCUCAGGGGGGCGAUGUUAUGGAGCCUAUGAAGACAUUGCAGGAGCUCAUGACGAAGAACUUCGAAAUGAAUACCCUGGCUGCGGAGUGCAACAAAACGAGGGAUCUAGCAUCUAAGGCGGAGAAGCAAUUGGCGUAUGCGAACAUAACCAAAAAUCCCUAUCCAGCUACCGUUGAAAUGUUCCAGAAUGAGUACAAAUUGGCCCAAGAGAGAUAUCUCAAGGCCCAGGCGGAUUAUCGGCAAUCGCAGUCUGAUUGUCAGAGCUUGUCCAAAUCUCUUUCAAUGCAAUGGCUUACUCCUUCCUCGCCUGUCGAGAAUCCCAACUUACCUACUAAGAAUUCAAAGCUCACCCAACUCGAGCAUGAAGUUGGGAAACUGAAUGAAAGACUCGAUCAUUUUCUUCAAAAGGAGCGGGAAUACGAGGAAAAAUUCACGGGCCUGGGCCGGGAGAUCAAGGGCCUACAGGAUCGCAUGCAGAUUCUUCGCGAGAAAGAUUUGGAAGAGCGUGCGCAAUUUUUCGCGAACGUCGAUGCGCAGUUCACAAGCCUCAAUGACAUGAGUAAAACCACAAAGAUAGGAAUGGAGAGCUUCUCUGCUUCUUACGCUUAUCUGAAAUCCCACGUUGAGGAAGUCAAGAAGAACGCAGAAGACAUGGACAGCAAGUUCUCUCAGCUCCAAUCCGAGAUUCAGGCUGUCAAAAAUCUCUCUAGGGACAGCCUGCCACAAUCUGAUCCUGAGCGAUUCCACAAAAUGACAGAGCAGGUCUCAACAUUGAUGACAGCCGUCAGGUCCCUUGAAAUGCGGUAUAACAACAUUUUUACCGAUGAUAUCGUGAGUUCUAUGGUCCACGCCAUGAAUGAAAUGUAUCCGAAUUUCCCGGGGCGCGUAUUUGAUCAGUUGAAAGAGUUGCGGCUGCAGAUCCAACAAGUGUCGUCUAGGACUCCAGGGCAAGACAUGCAAGCCACAUCCCAACUCAACGAAAAAGUUGAGAGCGUCAUGUCUUCUUUGGAGUCUUUGAAGAAGUCUCAAACCCCUCACAGAGAGGCGAUGGAUCGAGACAUGACGAAGAUCCGCAAUGGCCUUCACGAGUUACAGGAGGCUUUUAAGGCCACAUCGAAGCCAGGCGAUGAUUUGCGGAUCAUAAAUCGAGACCUGAUGAAGAUUCGUAACGAUCUACACGAGCUUCAGAACCAAACUGCGUCACGCCAGACAGCCUUUGAGUCCUUUGGCGAACACUACCAAGAAGACCUGACUCAGCUGACACAAGACGUAGAAUCAAUCAAAUCGCAAUUGAAAGACGCAAUCGCUAAUGCUGGUUCUCUUGUAUGUCAUCCAGAACGGAUCGACGAUUCCCACCCAUCGGCUACUCAAGCUGAGCAAGCCGCGGGUGUCCGUGAAGAGAUACCCGAGGAUAGAAGUGGAGUCGCCCAGCAACUAGAACGGGUGAACACAAAAGUGCAUCAGAGUCCUGAAGGUCUGACUCAGCACCGUUCAAAUUCCCAAAUCCCGCGCGGGCUAUUUAGUCUCUCUAAUCUGAAUGAGCAUCCACCUCAGCGAGCCCUACCCAGUGCCAUCGCAAAAAGAAAGCGGUCUCAAGGAUCGGAUAGGGGGGGCCGCCUCAAACACUCCACAAAUUCAGCCAUCGACUCUAUCAUCGACUCUGUCAUCCGAGAAGAAAAAGAAGAAGGGCAAGGAUGCUUAAUGAUGGAGCGAGCGGUGGACCGAACCUUGUAUUGA
Penicillium chermesinum is the source of this 1947-nucleotide messenger RNA. RefSeq lists its product as uncharacterized. The transcript has a single exon. Lineage: Eukaryota; Fungi; Ascomycota; Eurotiomycetes; Eurotiales; Aspergillaceae. The record is from RefSeq and is a predicted model, not a curated record. The coding region runs from base 1 to 1947 and encodes 648 amino acids.